Molecule: messenger RNA, 9151 nt
Organism: Diachasmimorpha longicaudata
Lineage: Eukaryota; Metazoa; Arthropoda; Insecta; Hymenoptera; Braconidae
Gene: Sick
Product: sickie
Exons: 21
Coding region: 651-7496 (2281 amino acids)
Biological process (GO): nervous system development; neurogenesis
Molecular function (GO): ATP hydrolysis activity; protein binding
Source: RefSeq, a predicted model, not a curated record
ACUUGGUCGGGUGUUUGUGAUCGAAGAGAUAUUUUGAAUUAAGGAUAUUCAAGUAUACUUUACACUCUGUAAUUAUUUAUUGAACAGGCUAUUUAACAGUUGACAGCUCUGGAGAAAAAUUAAAGCACUUUGAUGUCCUUAAGUCAGGUCACAGUAAAUUAGGAAAUAAUAAUCGCAGUUUUAAAUGUUCGUGGAACACACCAUUAUAAGACUAAAGUUGUGUUAAUUGAGUGACGACAACCCCCGUGUCAUCCCUAAUAAACUUGUUAAGAUGUGUUGGCAUAAAAAUUUACUGCAUAAUCCAGUGUCUCAUUGGUUGAUAAAAUACCCUAUCAAUUGGAUAAACACAAUAGUUAUCUCGUGAUACACGUCGAGUGUUUGUUUGGCUCUCACGUUGUUCUGUUGACGUUGCGAUAAAUCAUUUAAAUUGGAUAAUAGUGUAAUUUCUUCAUUUGCCGGGGGGUGGUGGAGCCAGUGAUUGUGAGAUGCGAAUGUUCUUUAUGUUCUGGGUGCGAUAAUUGAGGAGUUAGUGGGACAAAUCGAUCUCCCACUUUUCAGAAAGUCGAAAAGUUCGGGCUGACUCGAGCCAGUGUUUGAUGCAUUUUAAUUCAUCGGGGGGUGGUUGGCAAUAGUUUUAGGGGUUGUGAGAGAUGGCAUGCAUCAGGGCACCACGUUCUCUCAGGAAUUCCUACGAUGACAUCAAAGCAGACUCCACCAGGAGCACUGUUCAGAUCUACACCGACUGGGCGAAUCACUAUCUCGAACGUGGUGGCUCCAAGAGGCGGGUCAGUGACCUUCAGGCCGACCUCUGUGACGGUGUCCUGCUGGCAGAUCUUGUCGAGGCUGUCACCAAUCAAAAGGUGAUAGACAUCAACCGGAAGCCGAAGAACGUUCAACAAAUGAUUGAGAACGUCAGUUUAUGUGUGGGCGCACUGCGUGCACUUGGUGCGGAUGUCGGUGCUGUUAAUCCUGGUGAAUUGUCAACUGGUACCACCCUUCGACCCGUCCUGGCACUACUAUUUGCCCUUUCGAGGCACAAACAGAGGGCCAAACAACUUCAGGAUAUGCCUAGACUACCGUCGCCCUACAACAAGCAGUCGGGAGGGGGAGUCAUUGGUGGUGGUGUUGGCACGAGUAUUCCCCUGCCUGCCACUGUUGCUGCUACGAGAAGAUGCCCCCCGGACAAGGUCAGGCCGGCCCCUGGUCCGCAACAUCAAACGCAGCUCGGGGGUCUGAAACACGGUAAUGGUGGUAUUCCAAGUGCAAGCAGUUCAAGGAGUACAAGCCCAAGUCAACAGCAUUCACCGCAGGGACUCUCCUUCAUCCCUCAACCGAGAACCCAGAGUAACACCAACAGACAGCCCCAAGCGACAACACCAAGCCCGAGAGCUUCCACAGUUGGUCGUCCAGGUGGUGGUCUACGUGCGCCUCAACCGUCUCCCUACACUGCUGCACCACCUCCUCAACAGAACAAAAACUCAGUUCUAGACAAGUUUAAGCUCUUCAAUAAUAAGGAUAAGAAUCAGGAUCGUGGCAAGGCUUCAUCGGGUGCAUCAAAACGCACCUCAAGUUCUUCCGGGUUUUCAUCAGCCCGUUCUGAACAUUCAGACAGCUCAACGUCCCUCUGUGAUCAGGGAAAAACAGUGGAAUCACCGAAGACACGUGCCCUGAAGUCAAAACUCCAGACAAAACCAACGAAACAAUCGAGUCCUAAAUCUGGCCGUAAAGAACAGACAAAAGCUCAAACUAAAAUAGCGAGAACUAAAGGACCUCCUGAGAAAGCCGCCUAUCCUGUUCCCGUGGAGGAGCCUAAAUCAAGUAAAAUUGCCGUUGGUCAAAAAAUCACCGACAAAAAACCAAGCAAUCUCGAGGCUAUAAAACACACCACAAAUCCCCAAAAGCAAAGUACAGUACUUCUUCCCCCUGGCCAUCAGAAACCAAUAAUUCAGGAUCAGAAGAUAUUGCCAAUUGUGAAGAGUAAUGACCAAAAAUCAAUUCAAAGGCCGAAGAUGGAAUUACCUGGUAAAAUGCCAGAUCCAAAGAUUCAGAAUAUCAAAGUCCCACCUAAUGGUAUCCACAAAGAUGUGAUAACUUCCAAAGGUCUUCCAUGCGGCAAUGGAUUGAUUAAGCUUUCUAAUUUGAGCCCAACUCAGGAAAAUCCACCGAGUAUAGACAAAACAAUGAGUAUGAAUCAGGUGAAUACAAAUCACAACGAUGCAAAGUGCAACAAUGAAGUUCAAAAGGUCAAGGAUUUAGAAACUGAUCUCAAUAACAUGAAGAGUGUAUUGGAGGAUAUUGAUGGGGACAGUAAGCCCUAUGAUAAUCAUAUCAGGAGUGACAGGAGUCCAAACGAGAGUAUAUUAAACUCACGGAAUCACCAGUCUUCCAUUGAAAAUGUUCAUAUCAAUGACAAUGACAAUUGUCAAUCAUUCGUUGAUCAAUCGUCUGGCCUGAAUAAACAUCAGCCACCUGUUAAUACAUCGUGUCCAUUACCGGGGCCUAAUGGCACGGGUCAGACAGCACCUGGUGUUAGUCCAGGAUCAAGCAUUCCAAAGCCAACGGCACUUGUCAAAGGUACAACAAAACCACCGAAAGAAAUCAAUCCUCUGAGCAUACCAAAUGCAGCUAAAUUGAAGGGCGAUGUGUUACAUAGAAAAUUGGAUCCCAAUACGGUUGCAAUGGUGUCACCAAUGCCAAGCAUAUCAGAUCUCAUGUCUGAGAGUUCGCAUAGCAACUCAAACAGCACGGGACAAAGUAAUUCGAGUGACAGCAGUGUUAUAUAUAGACCUAGCAGUGAGAGCGGAAGUGAGAUUAAAACUAUACCCAAUAGGAAAAUCGAUACCACAUUUGAGCAGAUGGAGAAGGUUCUUGCUGAGAGCUGCGGUGGUGGUACCGUUGCCGAAGACGAGGGAGAAAUGAACGUAAAACCAAUGCAACCACUUUUACGUGGUUAUACACCGAGUGCAAGAUGCCUGCAAACAUUACCAUCACGUACAACCGGUAGACAGUACACGAUACUACACUCGUCGUCCCAUCACCACGUUGCUCAGGAUUAUUCGGACAUUGACAUUGCAUCGGGUUAUUUAAGCGAUGGUGAAGUACUGAGGGGCGGUGGAAUUAAUGUUGGCAGUCGAGCAUUAUCGGAUUUGUGCGAUGGUUAUAUGUCUGAGGGCGGUGCAUCACUCUAUGCGAGACGAAUCAAUCCGUCUUAUGGUCACGAUCAUGACAAGUACGUGGGUGGCUCGAGGCGAGAAUUAACGGGGGUGAAGGAGUUGGUAAAUACAAGGCGAACACAGAAGAACAGACAUCCCUCGUCUAGUUUAACUAGAGAUGGAAAUCAUGCCAGUGGACUUUUAGGGAGUUGCAGUGGUGGAAGUGACGCACUGGCUGAACUUACUAUUGAGGACCUGGCAGCCAUACCCACUGGCAAUCACGGGGGUCAUCAUACAGGUCAUCCUUCCCAUCAUAAGAGGGUGCCGGGUGGUGGAAGUGUGGUUGUGGGGGGUGGCGUCAGCAGUGGAUCGGCCACCCCCCAAGGUACACAGGCAAACAACCUAGUUUACCGUGUCGUCAGCUCGAGGCAUCCUGGACACCAUUCUCACGUGAAGAAAUCUGAUAGCUCCCAGCAGACCGAGAGUACAGCAUUCAAACAGCAGCAGCAACAGCAGAGUAACCACUGUUCUUCCUCGAAUAAUAGUAACAGCCAACAAUGGAAGAAGUACAUAGAGGCUGGAGCAGCAAGGGAGAGAGACAAGGAGACAGCACCAUCGAGUCCUAGUCCCUCUCGACGAUCUCAGGAGAAACACAGGAAACAGACAAUGGCUGAAUACGCAAACGGUGAGAAACCGCAGAAAGUUUCAUCUGGUACGUCAACUGGCAGCAGCAGUAGCAAGGUCAGGGGUGUACCACAGAGUUUUGGAUAUGUCAAGAGACACAGCGCUGGUACAUCACCCAGUCCCAAUGGGGUGCAGAAUGGAAGCAAGGAAGGCACUAGAACUGCACAAGUCAGUGCUGUACCUCGAACUAAGGUCAAGGUGUCUGGAGGCACUCAGACAUGCACAACAGAACUCCAAGCGAAUUCCUCAAAUUCGAAUCAGGGCCAUCACUACAAAAGUUAUAGUCUAACUGGUCCAAGUGCUAGCCAACUGUCUCAAUCGGUGCGCGAUCGGUUGAUGCUUGGCUCCCAGAGUUUACCGAAGGCAGGGAGUCCUGAGUUUACUGCCCUCUUCGCAGCUGCCCAUCAUCGCGAUCGGAGCGGUGCUGGAGGACCAACGACCUCGGGCUUCUCACCUCGUGUACUCAAACCAUCAGACGGUAGUCUAAGUGACACCUGCAGCAAUUACGCUGCAGCCGAUAUUCAGGGAUAUUAUGCACCCAACAGUCCCUAUUCCACUUCUUGGAUGAGGCACAGCAAUACGUAUACGCCCAGUGGAAGAUCACAAGGUAUGGGCCUCUGCGAGGCGGACAGCGUUGAAUCUUUGGGAUCCCAUCGAACGAGUUUGACCCACGCUCUUCUCUUAAAACACCAGCGGGAUUCAACAGGCUCUCCAGCACCACCAAGGCUCAAUAGAAGCAAUUCCAUCAGCCAUCUCAGGGACAGGACUUUCCCAAGAUCAACUAAAAGUGAGAAGAUGUAUCCAUCGAUGUUGGCUCGUGGCAGUGGUGCAUCGUCGUCAGUUGGUGAAGAGGGCAUUGGCAUAACUGGCGAGCCAUACUACAGUGUUCCAGUGGGAUCAGCGAGCUGUGCAGGCCAGCACUGGUCUCAACCGACCUCUCCAACCCCAACCCACGGAUCUAGACAGCCGCCAAACCUCUACCAACACGUCCACAAGGAUGAUGACAUUCACGGUUCUUCAGUUUCUCUUGUAUCGACCGCAAGCAGUUUAUACAGCUCAGCUGAAGAAAAACAUGCUCACGAAGUGAGAAAGCUGAGGCGAGAGCUCCAGGAUGCCCAGGAAAAAGUUCACUCCCUGACGAAUCAACUCACGACUAAUGCCCACGUCGUUGCAGCCUUUGAACAGUCGCUGUCGAACAUGACCCAGAGGCUACAGCAGCUCACGGCGACCGCUGAGAAAAAGGACUCAGAGCUGCAAGAACUCCGGGAAACGAUAGAACGUUUACGUCAACAAGGUGCAGAAGCUGUCCUGACAAACAAUGCCGCCACAUCAAAUGGCCGUAGGCACACCCUCGGCGAUUCAGACUCUGGUACAACAGGUUGCACUGGUUACACCAGCAAUCAGGGCUCCUCAAUGGCACGGCAAUUGUCAGCCGACAGUGUGACAUCAUUGAAUUCAAUAAGCAGCCAAUGCUCAGUGAGCAGUCAUCACAAGAAAAAGGGCUGGCUGAGGAGUUCAUUUUCAAAGGCAUUCUCAAGACCCAGAAAAAAUCGUCAUGGCUCAGUAUCAGACGCUGAAGACACAAAGGACAAUAGUUCAAUGAUCACUGGUGAACUCAGUGCACCCAACAGUCCACGACUGCCUACCGCUGUUAAACAUGACAAUUCUCAACAGAAUAAUGGGGAAUCGAAUGAACAAAAAUCACCGGAGCAUGAUAAUUCGUUGAGUGGCAGUAAAAGUAGUUCAGCACUUUAUAAAACAGAUACAACUGUCGAUGAACUUAAGAAUCAAUUGAGGGAGAAGGAUCUUGUGCUCACUGAUAUUAGACUCGAGGCACUGUCAUCAGCUCAUCAAUUGCACUCGCUCAAGGAACACUUCAAUAAGAUGCGGAACGAGAUGAUAAACCUUAAGCAGGACAACGAGCGCCUACAGCGACUAGUGACUUCAAAAUCCCUGACGUCGUCGCAGUCCUCUCUGCCGAGUGAUCCUGACCGCCGUUUUAGCAUGACAGAGGUACCCACCAGUGGAGGCCUCCCAAACGGUGAUCACACAUCAACAGUGGAACAGCUGGACGACAUUCCUGUCCCAGAGCACUCAAUAGUCCCCACAACAGAGCCCGUGAUCGAGGACACUGAUGGCAAGAGAAUAAACGUCGCUGUCUACCUCGGCAGUGAGAACAGUUUCAACGUCAAUCUGACCUCAGGACAGGACGGAAUUAUCGGUGAGCCAGCCCACUGUAUAAUCGCCAACGUUUGCAUCUCCAACAAGACAUCGUGGGACGCCCUGGACUCUACAGUUCGUCGUUGUCUCAAGGAUUACGUUGCCAGGGUCGAUCCAAUAAACAAUCUGGGCUUGGGGGUGGACUGCAUAUCGGCUUAUCACCUGGGUGAGGCAUCCAGGUGCACAGCAGACCCUCAGUAUCCUGAACUGCUGCCCUGUGGCUACCUCGUGGGACACGUGAAGACGAUUUAUCUCGUCCUCUCUGGGUACUCCUGGCUCGCCAUCGACACUUUGAUUCCAAAGUCAAUUGUCCAGAGGCUGAUUUCACUAUUCAAUGAUCAUCGGAGGGUUAUUCUCUGUGGACCCAGUGGCACUGGCAAGAGUUAUCUCGCUGGUAAACUCGCUCAUGCACUUGCUGGAUCUGACUCAGAAGCUGGAGAUCCAGCUGCUGUUGCCACCUUUAAUCUUGAUCACAAAUCGAGCAAGGAACCCAGAGCGUUCUUGGGGCAUAUUCUACAGAGAUGCGCGUCCAAUGCGGGUGAUGAACUACCCCGAGUGAUAAUCGUGGAGAAUCUGCAGCACGCGAGUUCCCUCACUGAAUUAUUCGGUGGAUUGAAUGCCAAGAAUAAAUCAUUCCCCGCAAUAAUUGGUACAAUGAGCCAGACAACAUGCAACAUUACGAAUCUCCAGUUGAUACACAACUUCCGUUGGAUAAUGUGUGCCAAUCACAUGGAGCCUGUGAAGGGCUUCCUCGGGAGAUUCUUGAGACGAAAAUUACUGGAGCACGAGCUGAGGGAGUGCGGUGGACAGAGAAAUGCAGAAAUGGCAGCUGUUGUUGAGUGGAUGCCCCGGGUUUGGCUGCAUUUGAAUAAAUUUCUGGAGACUCACAGCAGUUCAGAUGUGACUAUUGGACCCAAGUGGUUCCUCGGGUGUCCCAUGGAGGUGGCCAAUUCCCAGGUGUGGUUCACGGAUCUGUGGAAUUAUUCCGUCAUUCCGUAUCUUGUGGACAAAGUGAGACAGGGACUGGAGCUCUAUGGGAGGAGAACCAGUGGCAAUGGAAAUACUGAUGGGGCUUGGGAGGAUCCCACGCAAUUCAUCAUUAAUAGUUAUCCUUGGGUGGCUACUCAGGCGGUUCAUGGGGGUUUCAAGGCUCUUGUGCCGUUGAAACCUGAGGACGUUGGGUAUGAUGACGAAGAUCCCUCUGGACACACUUCCGGAGUUGGGAGCUCCAGUGUCAAGAGCCUUGGCAGCACACACAGCGAUACGGAUGGGGAUCCUUUGUUGAACAUGCUGAUGAGACUGCAGGAGGCAGCAAAUUACUCGAGCCCUCACAGCAACGACAGCGAUUCAAACACAUCCCUGGACUCAUCCAACACUCGACACUCUGAGGAUCUCAAUACCUCGAGAUCAUCCAACGCUGGGGUUGAAUCAGCUCUCUAGAUUUGCAUCAACUACCGGCGAACUUCUACGAUGUUUUACGAUUCAAGUACCACCAGAGUAGCUGUUUAAAUGGUUCUUUGCAACGAUACAAAAUUUAUUCUGAUGGGCUAUAAAAGCGAGACAAAUAAUUUAUGAAACUGCCUAGUAAAUUUAAAAUUCACGUCAAGUGCAUUCUAUCGUUCUCGUCUCACUGACGUGGUUUUUUCAGCGGGAGGUGAUAGUUGACGCUAGCAUUUUUAGGAUAUUAGUUAUGGGAUUGAGGUAGAAGUGGACUAUUAUGUAAUGACGUGACAGUUCUUGUCACAUGAAAUUUCCAAAUUUUUUGCACUCUAUUUUUAUUUACUUUUCAUUAAAUAAUAAAAAAAAUUUGGAAAAUUUGAGCCAAAACGUUUCUAUAAGAAUUGAGAUCCAUCAAUUUUUCGAAUUAUUUAUAUGCUAUUAUUCCUUUUAUUUUCUGGGCAGUUGUUAGCAUACACGAAAAUGAUAGCGAAACCCUCGCGUCCAGUCCUACCUCAAUGACCCUCAAGGUCUAAUAAUGUUUCGAUAAUUGAAAAAAAAUGGCGAUAACUCCGUAUUUCAGGAUAAUGAUGCCUCGUCAUCGAAGUAGUGCAACUCGAAAAAAAAAUCCCCAUAAGAUUGAAUUUUUUAAGACAAGUUAGAAGACUCGAAUAGUAUGAACACAAAUACGAUCAAUUAGUCCAGUGCCUGAGUGGCGAAUGAUAAAUUUUUUCUGAUGUAAUACAGUAUUAAAAGGCUCGAAGGGAACCCAUCGUUCUCGACUUCAAGCUCCGAAUGACGAGAUGAAUUUUCCAGAAUUUUUUUUCUCCGCAGAAGAAAAAACGUAAUAAAAAUAAAAUACGACGUAGUGCGUCGAUGAAUCAUUGACUCGGAAAUAUAUUUAUACACAACAGAUCUGCAUGAAGACGACAAGAGAAAAGGCUAUAUAUUUAAUUUGAAAUGAAUGGAGAAUGUUGAUAUAAUAUAUAAACGAAAAAUAAUGGCGCUGAAUUUUAUAUAAAUGUAUGGAUUCAUUAUAUAUAUUCUGAUUAAAAUUUAUAAACUAGCCAGUAAGAUACGUGAGUAAUUCUGGUCAUAUGUAAUUUGUAAAUAGAUCGACUUUUAAUGCGCAUUAAGUGAAGUGAUGGUGGAUGAUUAUUGUGAAGCGAUGCAGAUGAUUACCGGAAGGAAAUGUUGUGGAUGCUGAUGAAAUAUAGUAUCUCACUCGAGAUGCAAAAUAAUGAGACAAUUUCCAUUGAAGAGAUCAUUAAAAAACUGCAUUUUAAAACUGUAAAAAAAUGGGUAUAACUUUGUAUUGCAAAUUUGCUCCAAUUUUUCAUGUAACCACUGCUGGGAAAAUUACAACUUUUAACGUUUUUUAUUGUACAUGUAUUGUGAUACAAAAUUCUUUCGUAAAUAAAAUCUCUUUAGCCCACUUUAAUGAAGAAAAUAAAAUGAAAUUAUGAUGACAGUCUAGAGAAAAUUUUAAAUAUGACCGGAUCAAUGUGAAUGUUUAUGGUGACGAAUUAUACAGUCGCGUUUACAGAAUUUUUUACGUUUGUACCGCUAUUUGUACGCUGUACUGGCGCCUGCACCCCAACUUUCCCGAAAUAAUAAUCAUAAUUGUGUCAUAAAUAAAAUUAUAAAUCUUAUGAGAA